AUGUUACUUUCUGCUCGCCCAGGUGAUGUAUUAGUGCAUGAACUUGAUCGUCGACACACUCCUACUUUUGGCCGCGACACUAUUCGAAAAUUUGCUUCAGACGCUUCUGAAAUGAAGAAGAUGGCUUCUCGGGACUUUGAAGACCUUCUCCAGUGCGCCAUCCCUGUAUUUGAUGCACUCCUUCCAGAGCCACACAAUACAAAUGUGUUGACUCUGCUUUGUACAUGUGCACGCUGGCACGCUCUCGCAAAGCUGCGUAUGCACACCGACGAGACCCUUAACCUCCUCGAUACUGCCACCGUUACGCUCGGAAAGCAGCUUCGUCACUUCCAGAGACAUACGUGCGUAGCGUUUAAUACUAAGGAAUUAAAAAGGGAAGCAGAACGUCGCCAGCGCCAGCAGUCGCGAAACCUUGUUCAACAUGGCACUGGAGAGGCAUCGACGUCGACAUCUCAGACAACUCGGCGACCGAAGACUUUUAAUCUACAAACGUACAAGUUACACGCCCUGGGUGAUUAUUCUACCUCUAUACGCAACUUUGGCACGACAGACUCGUAUAGCACCGAACCGGGAGAGCUAGAACACCGCACCUCGAAAGCAAGUCACCACACGGUGCGGUCAUCGACGAAGAAGUUGCCUCGUCGCCUGAAGCUCGUUUCCACUGUCGGGAAAUCACAAAAUAACCCCGUAAACAUCCCGCUAUUCCUCCAAAUGCACCUGGGCGAUCCUGCUACCAAAGACUUUUUACCUAAGCUGAAGCGCUUUCUCCUUGCUAAGAUCAAGGAUAUCUUAACAACGGAAGAUGGUCUUUCACAUACUAACAGUUCCACUGCUGUUACGGUCCCAGGUAGUACUACCCCAACAAACGCAAACUCGGAAGGUCAAAUUUUGAUCAAGGCCGAUCGCAUGUACAGACAUAACUUAAUGCGUCUCAACUACACGACAUAUGAUGUCCGCCGAGCGCAGGACAUCAUUAAUCCAUCAACAUCACACUUGAACAACACCCUUAUCUCUACGCUCGCAGUACUUGGCGUUUAUCAUGUCAAUGUCACUUAUAUUGGUCCUGGUAUUAUCAGGUAUCACUCGCAUCGCAUCGACUUCCUGUGGGUGCGCUGGUAUCAAUACGUGGAUGAAGGCUCGAGCUGGUGCCCAUCUCUGGAUCGUGUUUGCUUCCCUCCCAUGGCAGAACCGGACGCGUUUGGGUUUGUUGAUCCUAAUGACGUCCUUAGAUGUUGCCAUGUCAUUCCGCAAUUCUCUCAACACCUGCGGCAUUUGGAUGGAAAAGGUGUUUCUCGUUGUGCUCAGGAUCAGCUAGACUGGAAAUUCUAUUACAUCAAUCGUUUUGUAGACCGCGACAUGUUCAUGCGGUAUCAGUGGGGGUUAGGAGUCGGGCACACAUACACGCAUACUAGUACUAACAGAGACUCGGAUGCUGACACAACUAGUGCAAUUUUUGAGGAUCUCGAGGAGGAGGAAGUUAAUUUGGAUCCAGAUCAGGGCCUCCUGUCUGACUCGGCCUUGGAAUCUGAUUUAGAUGAAGACUGCAACGAGGAUUAUGAUAGUGAUGAUGAUGCUAUCCUUGACUACGAAAACUAG
Suillus discolor is the source of this 1596-nucleotide messenger RNA. RefSeq lists its product as uncharacterized. The transcript has 9 exons. The record is from RefSeq and is a predicted model, not a curated record. The coding region runs from base 1 to 1596 and encodes 531 amino acids. Lineage: Eukaryota; Fungi; Basidiomycota; Agaricomycetes; Boletales; Suillaceae.